UUCGAGGCCACUAGCCUACCAGUUUCGUGUGCUUCGACAUAAUAACAGAGAAUGCACGACAUCUGCAUUUUGGAUUUCGGAAAUAUACACAGCGUUUGACUAGAAUUAAUUUGUUCAAAGAAAUCAUAAACAUGCCAGCAAUAGACCAAUGUGACAGCUCUCAAGCAACCUUAGCACUAUCAUCCACUUUAGAAAUUUUUGACAAGUUUAAGUCAGUGUCGGAGUGUGGAAAAGAUUCUGAUUCUGAAGAAAGUUUUCAUUUGCCAUUAGACGACGAAGAUGGAGAAACUCAAUCAAUAAUUUCAAACGGAAGAGAUAAAGAAUUACAAAGUGAGGAGACUGAAGAUGACAUAUUAAAUAAGUUUGAAGGAGAUUGUGUAGACGCAUCAGAACAAAACGAUGAAACAAUCUUAAAUGACAUUGAAGAAGAGCAUCAUGAUAAGUCUGUUAGCAUAAUAGAUAAACAAAACAUAGAGGAAAACGAAUUAUCAGCAACUGAAGUAAAAUUAUCAUUUGAUUUUGGAAAAUACGAGACAAAUAGCAAUGGAGAAUUCAGAAGUAUUUAUGAAACAGAAUUCCAUGUAGAUAAGGAAGAGGAAAAUAAUGAGGAAUCCAAAACUAUGGAAAUAUGUGAUUCCCAAGAAGAAGUUGGUGAUGCUAUGGAAACUAAUUGUUCUGAUGGCAAAGAGACUGAAAAUGAUAUAGAAAAAAUAGAUAACCAUUUAGAUUCAGUAAACGAGACAAAUGUGUCUAACUCCUUACAUGUCACUGAUACUGACAAUUUAAGUCAGACGGAUAACCAUCUAGAUUCAGUAGACGAGACAAAUGCGUCUAACUCCUUACAUGUCACGGAUACUGACAAUUUAGGCGAAACGGAACAGCCAAUUUCCGUUGAAACCGAAUCUGCCAGCAAUAAACAGGACACCGAAGUCAGUAAAAUUUCUACAAGCGAUAAUGAAAGAGCUUCUACUGAUGACUUAUUGAAGCAAUUAGAUGAGACCAUUAACUCUCCAAAAGAGGAUGACGUAAUCGAAGAUAAAUUAAAUAGCAACGAAGUUUUUAAAGUUCCAGAACAACAAAAUAAUUUACAUGUUGAAUCAGAUUCUACAAAAAUGGAAGAAUGUGAGAAACCCAGCGAAAAACCCGAGGAAGAUGACUCUGACCUACUUGAUAUCUCUAUGAUUCGUGAAACGGAAGAAGAUGAUGCGUGUGCUAGAGCAGAUGCUAUACAGGAAGAUGCCGAUGCAGAAGAAGCUAAGGAGGAUUCAGUAAUUGAGAAGUCUGAUGAAGAAUCGAAUGAUAGGGUUGAGACUGAACAAAUAAGUAGUGAUGGGGACAAGGAACAUGAUAAUGAUUUUGAUAAUGAGCACUCAGGAUUUGAAGAAAUAAAUGAUGAAGAUAGUCAUUCAGGAUUAUCUCUUAGCGUUGAUACUGAUGAUGCAGAUAGCCAAACAGAUUCGAAUACAGAAUUGCAGAAUACAGUAGUUGAAACAGAAAGCCACGAAAAAUCUUCUGCUGUUGCCAGCGAAGAUACUAUAGAUGAUCAAAUGGAAAUAGAGGCAGUUGUGUCAGAACCUGAAGAAACAAACAUUGUUGAUGAUGGUUCUUCUAAUAAAGAAGUUCCUAAUAAUGCAGAUUUAACUUUAAUUGAGACUGAUACUCAUAAUGAUAUAACUGAGAAAGAAAUUAGCACAACAACAAAUGAAAUUGUAAAAUCAGAUGAGAUUUCUGAAAAAGGGUUAGAAGGUUCCAAAGCAGUGAAUACUAGUCAAGUUCAAACAAAGUCUGGUAAAAGAUCUCUCUCGGCAAAUGAUACUGAUCAGGAUGAAUUGAUUGCCAAGAAACCAAAACUUGCCGAUUCGAUAACUGAUGUAGAAUCCACAAAUGAGGUAACUGACAUCUCCGUGAAUAAUAAUAAACCAGAAUCUGAGAAGACAGAAGAAUUUACCACUCUGAGAAACAAUACAAAGACAUUAACAGCAUUUUCCAAGUUCAUGCAGUGUCGAAAAUUGACAGCUAAGCUAUCUAGAUCUGAUUUAGAACAGUUUUGUAUUCAAAAAAUAUGUGAAAGUCUAAUGUUGAAAAGUACUGAAGGUGAGCUCCACCAAACCAUUAAAAAACAGGAAAAGACAAUUGAAAUUUUGAGAAAAGACCUUCAACAAUUAGUUAAGCAAUCAAGAGAUUUAGAUAUUGUAAAUAAAAAAUUGAUGAAUGACUUAAGAGCACAAACAGUGCAGAAGAAACCUUUAGUACCUUUAAAGAUUACAAGAUCAGUAGGCUUACAAGUAAGACUGAAUCCUGGUAAUGAAGCAGUAACUCAGGUUAGGAAAAGACAGUCAGUCCCUAACACUCCUCCAAAGCAAGUUGUUCUUAGCAAUUCGCUCCUAAAACAAAAAGCAUCCCCUCAGCAGAAACCGGUUGUGAGACAGAUAGUUCAAAGUUCGCCUCAAAAAUCAAUAUCGACUACCCAAUCAGUUGCCUCGCCUGUAACUGGAGGUCAGUUACUUACUCAAGCGUUACUUCAGCCCUCCAAAAGAUCACCAGUAGUUGCCAAGAGAACCACUACACCGGUCAGAAAACCACCUGAACCUCCUAAACCUUCCAAUCCUGGAGUUAUAGAUUUAACCGACGAAGAUGAAAAAUUGGCAGCUAAUAAAGCUGUAAAUAAUACUAUAAAACUUGUUACUACUAAACCAGUUGUAACUACUACUCCAAAACCAAUUGUAACUGUCAAUAAAUCUCUAUCUGGCAAAACAGUAAUUAGUCAGGGUAAACAGGUUGGAGUUCAAGCAAAAUCAGUUACCGUCAGUGCAAAUAAAAAUACCAGUAUACCUCAAAGUAUUAGGUUAACUCCUGGCUCUGUUAUAACAUCAAGCGCAAAUGGUUCACCUCAAAUGCUGUAUGUUGUGCCAACUAUUUCUUCGAGUACUGGGGGGACACAAAAAGUUGCUUUUGUAAAUUUCCAACCUACUAGUGGUGUACUAUCUGCUGCAUUGAAUGGUCAGACAGUGUCUGUAAUGUCAAAUAAACAAGGCCAGACGAUGACGCUAAAAACAGUUCCGAGUGUUCGAAAAAAGCAUCCGGCACCUCUACCGCCAGUUCCUCGAAUAAAUAUCGAUAGUAAUUUGAAACCGCUGUUACCCAAACCCCAUCUGACCAUUAAGAAAAUCGACAUUGGUAUAAUUCUUCAAUGGAAAAUGCCCUAUAAUUUAAGCUUAUACGAGAACAUUGCCAGCUAUCAGUUAUACGCAUAUCAAGAAACAAGUGCGCCCCCUAAUACGGAUAUGUGGCGUAAAGUGGGUGAUGUGAAAGCAUUGGCGUUACCAAUGGCUUGUACAUUAACUCAGUUCGCGGAUAAAAACAAGUAUUAUUUUGCGGUGAGGUCGGUCGAUGUCCAUAACAGAAUUGGAGCAUUUAGUGAUCCUGAAGAGAUUUCAUUGUAGAUAGGCUGUUUAGAUAUUUAUAAGUGUGUGUACAUAAAAAUAGUUACGAAUGCUGUUCUGAGUGAAUGUCUAAGAAUUUUUUGGGUGUCUCAUUUCUUUUAAAUAUUGAAUAUUUUGAGCUUCGAUGUGUUCAUUGACUUAUGAAAUUUAUUUUAAGAAGUUGAUACUAGACUUUUUAUACAAAAUAAAACAAAGAAUAAUAUAAGCAAAUUUGGUUGCACAAAGUCAUCCUUAUUUUUUAUUGGUUUUUGCUAGUCUAAAAAUAUUUCACAGAAGAGGGAAUAAGUAGGCAGUGUCAUUGAAUAUUUAUUUUUUAUUUAUUUCAUCUUUUUAUUUAAUAUGUGGUCAUUGGUCCCUUUCAGGUUUGAGUACAUUAAAUUAAAUUUUCAACUUCUGUGAAAUAUCAUUAAAUAUAAUAUAUUGGCAAAUGUUUUGAACCUAGUUUCAAGUUUGGCAUAAUACAGGGUGCUACAAAUUCGAGGUACGAGCAUUGGUAUCUCGGAAACCGUAAUAGAUACGAAGAUGAUUAAAUUGGGGCAAAGUUGC
Messenger RNA from Sitophilus oryzae (rice weevil), 3989 nucleotides. Its product is annotated as activating transcription factor 7-interacting protein 1-like. The coding region runs from base 132 to 3443 and encodes 1103 amino acids. The record is from RefSeq and is a predicted model, not a curated record. The transcript is spliced from 9 exons. Gene Ontology annotation, molecular function: protein binding; transcription coregulator activity. NCBI's taxonomy places the organism in Eukaryota, Metazoa, Arthropoda, Insecta, Coleoptera, Curculionidae. Gene Ontology annotation, biological process: regulation of DNA-templated transcription. Gene Ontology annotation, cellular component: nucleus; transcription regulator complex.